CCUUCUGUCGAGUCUUUUAUUCGGGCAUCAGCAACAGGCAAUUCACUGAAGGGUUUUGCUGUCUUUUUGAAUCUCACAAAUGCAUGUCAAUCAUUGGAUGAUGUGAGCAAAGUAAGGACUCAAGUUCCCAAAAUCGCUCUUGUCACCCUAGUGCAUAAGCAUCAAAGUAGAUGUACGUUACAAGAGCUUGCAGAGAACGUACAGAAUGCAGGUUAUUCCUUGCUGAUAUAUUUUGAUACCACAGCGAGAUUAAACCCGAACAGUACGAGCAAAGCGUUAUUAAUGAUUCCAGUGGCGGAAGCCUAUACAACCGUCGACCAGAUUAAACUAGGCCGAAUCCUUUCCGAGGCAGAUCGGACCUAUGUUGACAUUGUGUGUCCGGACUCGUAUCGCCCGCCGCAAACAGAUGAACUGAGUGUAAUGGACUCUUACUUAAAGAGGCUAUAUUUCUGGUUUCUUAUUGGACCAUUAAUCACACUCGAGUGGAUGAGGCGUACAAGAAAAUUGUUUUGGGUGACUGAUGGUCAAGAUUAUCAACGAGACGGUGAAGAGCAAGCAACUGAAAACGGAAGUAAUUCCAGUGAAAAUGAAAUUCGAACCAUGGAAGAGGGUGAAAACGAAACUGAUGAACUAGUGCCCUCAAAUUACCAAGGAUCCAGAGGAAGCAACCCAGGAGGAGAAUUUUCGAUCCAAAGAAGUGAGGAACAACCGUUACUUGAUGAACAUACAAGACAACCACCACAACCACGACUCAAUGAAAGAUUCAAGUAUUUUUCUAACUUAAUACUUUUCAUUGCAGCCCUUCCGAUUGCCAUAUCAAGUGGAGGCCUGUCGUUUUUUAGAUUUGACGACAGAACAAACUCUGGGGAUAUAGGUCUUGGUAUCCUAGCAAAAUCCUUUCUUUGUGACGCAGACAGUGACACGCCAAUUAGCUCUGUUGUUGUGUUGCUUCUAACUGUUUUGUUGUGGUCACCGUUUCAGAUAUUUUGUUUCUUACUGUACAGUCGGUUGGCUUGUACUAACACUUGGGUUGUUCCCAUCAACUUUUUAAAACUUAUUCGUAGCGAUUGGUUUGCUUCAAGCAUUUCUUUGCUGGUUUUAGCUGUAGUAGUGCCUUUUUGUACCUCAUUAGAGUAUUUCGGUUUUUUCGCACCUUACAACACCGUUUGCACAGUGUGCAACAUGCUUUUCAUAAUCAUUUUAAACAAGCACAACUUUGUCACGCGCUACGUUUUCUACAUUAGCGUGUGCAUGAUUUCUGCCUAUCUGCAAAGCAGCAUCGUUGCUGUGUUUUAUUUCAUCCUCAAUUCUGAAGGAUCCUUAAACAAUUUAAAACUAACUGCCCUUCGCACUGUGGCGAUUGGACUCACUUUAAAAUUGAGUUUCAGCUCUUCCAUGCACAUUAUAAGGAAACUUAAUAAGCCGGCAGAAUCGCUGUUUGAGGGACUUUCGGAGAAGUAA
This is a messenger RNA of Porites lobata, 1461 nucleotides long. NCBI's taxonomy places the organism in Eukaryota, Metazoa, Cnidaria, Anthozoa, Scleractinia, Poritidae. The record is from the annotation of a GenBank genome assembly.